Molecule: messenger RNA, 1158 nt
Organism: Symbiodinium natans
Lineage: Eukaryota; Dinophyceae; Suessiales; Symbiodiniaceae
Source: the annotation of a GenBank genome assembly
AUGAGAGUCGCGGAUGAGAUGACCACGAUGAAGGAGCCAACGCCGAGCCUGCGCUCGUAUCGAGGUUUAGUUCUCACGCACGAAGCUGGCUUCUUUGGAGCCAUCCCAAGACUUCUCACAUACAGCCCCGAGAAGACCUGGACGCUGCUUGCCCCGCUCUUGGUGCGAGAUCUGACGGUGUACAACUCAGUGCUGAACGUGAUCCCUCAUCUGGCCGCGCUCUUCUACGCCCUCCUUCUGAUGACCAUCUUGGCCUUUACGGCUUUCCCAGACGGAGAAAUGGGGCAGGGGAAGGCCUGUGAUGCCGGAAACGUCCAAAUAUGCCAGCUCGAGGAGACGAUGAAGAAUGCCAAGAGCGAAUUCCGCUUCUUGGUUGCCUUUGUGCUUGCCGGCUUUGUGGCGACCACGGUCGGGACCUGGAAUGCGCGGAGGACGACCUAUGCUUCCCUGUGCGGAAACGUCCGCAACCUCAUCGUUCAGCUGGCCACGUUCAUCCCAGUUGACAAGAGCAACGAGGCGCUGUGCAAAACGCGGCGCAGGAUCGGCCGGUGGGUGAUACUUGCCUUCGAGCUGGCCAUGCAGAAGGCCAGGGGCAGCAUGGACUCGGAAGCUACAUGCGAGUACUUGUGCAAGCAGGGCUUGGCGCUGCCGACAGAGUGGGACGCCAUGGUGAAAGGCGAUCGCCACACCACGGUCAUUGCCUGGAUUCAGCAGAAGUGCGUUAUGCUUGAGAAGGAGGGGUUGAUUCCAGCUCAAGCGUUGCCCAAGAUUUCCGAAGACAUCAGCACGUUGCGGGGCAAGGCCAACGACAUCAUGGGCUGCCUUGAGAUGGACAAGCCAUAUGCUUAUUCCUCCCUUGUGGGGAUGUUAGUCAACAUCAACCUCUUCAUCAUGUGCACAUGGAAAGGAGUCGAGUGGUCGAUAUGGUGUCGCAGCUUCGGGGGCGCCCUCUUUGAGCAGCCCAAGUGGUACCUCGACAUACUUGUUCUGGUGGUUUGGAACAUGUCCUAUCGCGCUUUGUAUGACCUCACCACCACGCUGCAUAGCCCGUUCGGUGCACGACCUCUUGACGUCUUUCAUGAGCUCAUUGCAAAGGCUCUCCGCAAGUUGGCCGAUGAGAUGAUGGAGGGAGCCAGCACUGCCCCAGAGGAGGACUAA